AUGUACCUCAAUUAUACCCUAACAGGGAUUAUCUCAGUGUUUAGAUCCACCUAUUCUUCCAGUAUAAAUAGAGUGAGAUGGACAGUUGCAUCUCAGAGUCUACUGCUGCUUGCUCAAGCUUGUACCCUACACAUCCUCUUCAGGAGCCUAAAAACCCAAACCACAGCCAUGGAAGGAGCACCAAACCCCUCCAAGAAGCCUUCUGGCAGCCAACAGAGCUCGACUUCAACUGUAGUAAGCCAAGGAAGCAGCCAAACCCCAACCAGUGGUCAACAGAGCCAGGGAAGUGGACAAGACAGUGGAUACCAAGGGCAGACUGGCAGCAGCCGCCAGCAACGCAGCGGACAACAACAAGAUCAAAGCAGUGGCCAGCAGGGCAGUGGAAACCAACAAGGACAGGAUCAGAGCGUUGGUCAGCAGGGUGGUGGAUACCAACAAGGACAGGAUCAGACCGGUGGUCAGCAGGGUGGUGGAAACCAACAAGGACAGGAUCAGAGCGUUGGUCAGCAGGGUGGUGGAUACCAACAAGGACAGGAUCAGAGCGUUGGUCAGCAGGGUGGUGGAUACCAACAAGGACAGGAUCAGACUGUUGGUCAGCAGGGUGGUGGAUACCAACAAGGACAGGAUCAGAGCGGUGGCCAGCAGACUGGGGGAAAUCAGGGCAGUGGGCAACAAAGUUGUGGAACCCAGCAAGGAGGACAGAGUCAAGGACAGGGACAGGAUUCUUCUUACAACUUUAGACAAGGAAAAAAUAAGUAAUAGACCUGUGGUUUGCCCUCCAAUAUCUAUUUACACCUCAUGAUAAUUACUGUCCCUUCAUCCUUACUAAAUUAUUCUAUAGCCAAAGCAUAUAAAUAAAAUACUGUUGUGAUUACAGCAA
Molecule: messenger RNA, 880 nt
Organism: Bufo gargarizans (Asiatic toad)
Lineage: Eukaryota; Metazoa; Chordata; Amphibia; Anura; Bufonidae
Product: filaggrin-2-like
Exons: 6
Coding region: 1-759 (252 amino acids)
Source: RefSeq, a predicted model, not a curated record